Molecule: messenger RNA, 936 nt
Organism: Myxocyprinus asiaticus (Chinese sucker)
Lineage: Eukaryota; Metazoa; Chordata; Actinopteri; Cypriniformes; Catostomidae
Product: olfactory receptor 1-like
Exons: 1
Coding region: 1-936 (311 amino acids)
Biological process (GO): G protein-coupled receptor signaling pathway
Cellular component (GO): membrane
Molecular function (GO): olfactory receptor activity; G protein-coupled receptor activity
Source: RefSeq, a predicted model, not a curated record
AUGGAGAACUUUUCCAUCAUAGUCAGUUUUGAGCUGACCAUGGAUCCAUUUUGCAUUCCUCCAGGAGUCAAAGUUCCCAUAUUUUUCUUUGGCAUUUUCAUGUAUUUAGUUAGUGCUUUUUGUAAUCUGACAUUGCUGCUCCUCAUUAUGUUGCAGCAAAGUCUCCAUAAGCCAAUGUAUUUCAUUAUGUUCAACCUUCCACUGAAUGAUCUUGUUGGAAUCACCUCCAUGCUUCCCAAGGUUCUGUCUGACAUUGUGACUGAAACCAGUUAUACAUACUAUCCCCUCUGUGUGCUUCAGGCUGCUUUGCUCCACAUGUAUGGGGGAGGUGUUUUGUUCAUCCUGGCUGCCAUGGCUUUUGAUCGUUACGUUGCAAUUUGUAUGCCUCUGCGAUAUAAUGCUCUUAUGACACCAAAGGUUGUGGUGACAAUUGUGUCUCUUGUUUGGGGCCUUGACCUGUUUUUCAUAGUUUUGCUGUUCUCCUUACAGGGAAAUCACCCCAGAUGCAGAUCUAACAUUAUGAAUGUGUUUUGUGACAACCCUUCUCUCCUUAAACUGACUUGUAGCAAUACCACAGUCAAUAACAUUAUAGGUUUGUUCAACACUGCCGUAAUGCAGGUUAUUAGUGUUUCUAUUCAAGCAUUUUCCUAUGUAAAGAUUUUGAUCACCUGCUUGGCCACGAGUAGAUCUGAAGCAAAGAGCAAGGCCAUCAACACCUGUCUUUCCCAACUGGCCAUUUUCAUCAUGUAUGAGAUUUUCACAACUUUCACCAUCCUGUCCUAUAGGUUCAAAAAUGUAAACCCUGAUCUUCAAAAGAUAAUGGGGAUGCUCAUUUUCAUAGUGCCUCCACUUCUGAAUCCAAUAGUUUAUGGAUUAAACAGCCAUGAAGUACGAAGUAAUCUCCAAAAAAUCUUACGCAGGAAAAUCUAUAUGUAA